AUGGCACCAUCCGCAACAGAGACAGCUGCCGCCAAGCAGAUCGAGGAUCUCAAGGAGAAAGACCCCCCAGCGAAGGAACAAGUCAAGGAGGCAGUAUACGCAGACGACUUUCCGCCCCUGGAUGAGGAGCUCCCAGAAGUACGGAUAGGCCACAAGGAACCUCUCAAGACGACGGGGGUUCUCGACCAGUUCGAGCAUUUCGAAGUGACGCCCGUCAUCGGCCGCGAGUACCCGACUCUCGAUCUCAAAGAGCUGCUGCGUGCGCCCAACUCUGAUGAACUCCUUCGUGACCUAGCAAUCACCAUCUCGCAGCGCGGUGUCGUAUUCUUCCGCAAGCAAGACAACAUCGACAACGACCUCCAAAAGGAACUCGUCCAACGUCUCGGCGAGCUAUCCGGGAAGCCCUCGACUUCGAAGCUCCACAUUCACCCCGUCAACAAUGCCGGCCGCGGCGACACCAAUGAUGAUGAGAUCAGCGUCAUCUCGUCGGCGCAGGCCAAGCGGCUGGGCAUACACCGCUUCCUAAACUACACCAAGAAGCAGACGCAGAGGUCACAGUGGCAUUCCGAUAUCACGUUUGAGCCCGUGCCGAGUGACUAUGCGCUUCUUCGUCUAACACAGCUGCCCAAGACGGGAGGAGACACGCUCUGGGCCUCGGGCUAUGAAGUAUACGACCGAAUAUCGAAGCCGCUCCAAAAGUUCUUCGACGGCAUGACAGCCACGUACGCCCAACCAGGUUUCAACGCAACCGCAGAGAAAAACGGCUUCAAACUCUACUCGGAACCGCGCGGCGCGCCCGAAAACGUGGGCGAGCUCCUGGAGGCCAUCCACCCGGUAAUCCGCACGAAUCCGGUGACGGGCUGGAAGAGCGUCUUCGCCGUCGGCCUCCACGUCCAAAAGAUCAACGGCCUGUCGGACGAGGAGUCGAAGCACUUCCUCGACUGGUUCGUGCAGCUCAUCAUCGAGAACCACGACCUGCAGGUGCGGCACCGCUGGCAGAACCCCAACGACGUCGCCAUCUGGGACAACCGCUCGGCCUACCACGCCGCGACGCCGGACUACAUCGUGGAUGACCUCGGGGAGAGACAAGGGUCUCGUGCCGUGAGUCUCGGGGAGAGGCCGUACUUUGACCCCCAGAGUCAAAGCAGACGGGAGGCCCUGCGUGCCGAAGCUAUUGCCGCUUUGAAGGCGGAUUACAGCUCAUGA
This is a messenger RNA of Colletotrichum abscissum, 1206 nucleotides long. RefSeq names its product TfdA family Taurine catabolism dioxygenase TauD. Gene Ontology annotation, cellular component: cytoplasm. The record is from RefSeq and is a predicted model, not a curated record. Lineage: Eukaryota; Fungi; Ascomycota; Sordariomycetes; Glomerellales; Glomerellaceae. Gene Ontology annotation, molecular function: 2-oxoglutarate-dependent dioxygenase activity. Bases 1 to 1206 code for a protein of 401 amino acids. The transcript is spliced from 3 exons.